Messenger RNA from Monascus purpureus, 4145 nucleotides. The record is from the annotation of a GenBank genome assembly. NCBI's taxonomy places the organism in Eukaryota, Fungi, Ascomycota, Eurotiomycetes, Eurotiales, Aspergillaceae.
CCGGUCUGCUCAGCCUUUGAUGUCCAAAGCUGUUAUGACCACAAAAACAGGGGAUAUGAUGGACGGUAUCAUCACAAACCCUCCUGGAGAUGCCCAUCCUCCAGUUCCGCCCCCGGACCCGAUUGAGCGCCCUCCCACCCCCUCCCCCACCACCUCCUGAAGACUCCGCAGCUCCUCCGCCCCCUCCGGACACUAUCGCGCCUCCACCACCGCCAGAGGAUGUCCCUCCUCCUCCUCCUCCACCGGAGACGAAGAAAAAGAAAGUAGGAUGGGGUGCAAAGCGCCCUUCUGCGGCGCCAUUAAGUGUGGAGGAGCUUUUACGGAAGAAAAAAGAAGCCGAUGCUGCUGCUGCCAAGCCGAAAUUCUUGUCCAAAGCGGAACGAGAGAGGCUCGCGCUCGAAAAGCGCGCGAAGGAAUUUGAAUCAGAAAGAAGGUUGAUAGACAAAAGUGCUACUACAAAUGGUGCUGAUAGGAAUGGGACACGGUCGCCAUCAGUUAGAUCGGACGGACCUAACGGCGAUGCGAGAACGAUUCCGACAAGGCCUCGAGCUAUGCAGAGUGGCGGAGCAAUCCCCACAGCGCCGGCAUCUAUGAGGCAUGACAUGCCUAACAAAAACUACGAUAUGAACCCUCCACUACCGCCGAAAGCGAUGUCCUUCGGUCUUAAGGAUUCAAAGGAUUCAAGGGGCGAGAAACGGCCUGCGGAUGAAGACGAGGCCGCUGCGCAGGCUGCAAUAAUCAAGCAGCGGUAUAUGGGUGCAGAUCAGACGUCAAGUUUCUCGGCAAAGAAGAAGCGAAGGCGGGCGACAGACCGGAAGUUCAAUUUCGAAUGGAGUGCAGAGGAAGAUACGAGUGGCGAUUAUAACCCCCUCUAUCAACAUAAACAUGAGGCGAAUUUCUUCGGUCGUGGUCGUCUAGCGGGCUUCGGUGACGAUGUUGCUGAUGACAUGACGAAAAGAUAUGCCCAGGCCCUAGAAGAUCGAGAUCGUGAGGCGGGGACCAUCCGAGCUAGGGAGAUCAUGGAAAUGGAGAGGAGGCGGAGAGAGGAAAGCACGCGCAACCAACUCGAUAAACAUUGGAGUGAGAAAAAGCUGGAGCACAUGCGGGAGAGAGACUGGCGUAUUUUCAAGGAGGAUUUCAACAUCAGUACCAAGGGCGGAAGUGUGCCGAAUCCUAUGCGGUCAUGGGGGGAGUCUGGUCUUCCCAGGCGGCUGCUCGAACUAGUUUCGGCAGUUGGCUACAAAGAACCUACACCUAUCCAACGUGCUGCUAUUCCCAUUGCGCUGCAAUCGCGUGAUCUUAUCGGUGUUGCUGUGACCGGUUCAGGAAAGACGGCGUCAUUCCUGCUUCCUCUCCUUGUCUACAUCGCGGAGCUUCCUCGGAUCGAUGAGUUUGAAUGGCGAAAGAACGACGGUCCUUACUCGAUCGUGCUAGCUCCGACCCGUGAAUUGGCGCAACAGAUCGAGAUCGAGGCAAGGAAGUUUACAGAACCUCUUGGGUUCACUGUUGUCAGUAUCGUCGGUGGCCAUUCCUUCGAGGAACAAGCAUACAGUUUACGGAACGGCGCAGAGAUCAUCAUUGCCACGCCCGGUCGUCUAGUCGAUUGUAUCGAGCGUCGGCUCCUUGUGCUCAGCCAAUGCUGCUAUGUCAUUAUGGACGAAGCCGACCGCAUGAUUGAUCUUGGCUUUGAAGACCCGGUGAACAAGAUCCUCGAUGCUCUCCCUGUCUCUAACGAGAAGCCUGAUACCGACGAAGCCGAAGACUCCCGUGCUAUGUCCCAACAUCUCGGUGGCAAAGACCGUUAUCGGCAGACGAUGAUGUAUACGGCCACUAUGCCGGCAGCUGUUGAAAGGAUUGCCAGAAAAUACCUUCGCCGUCCGGCGAUCGUCACAAUCGGUAGCGCCGGCGAGGCUGUCGACACAGUCGAACAGCGUGUUGAGUUCAUUUCAGGAGAAGACAAGCGCAAGAAGCGUCUCGCCGAUAUUCUUUCCUCGAACGAAUUUCGGCCGCCGAUCAUUGUCUUCGUCAAUAUCAAGCGGAACUGUGAUGCCAUUGCGAGAGAGAUCAAGCAGAUGGGUUUCACAUCGGUUACGCUACAUGGAAGCAAAACCCAGGAACAGCGAGAGGCGGCCCUCGCUUCAGUCCGAAAUGGUUCGACGGACGUGCUUGUUGCGACGGAUCUGGCCGGUCGAGGUAUCGAUGUCCCGGAUGUUAGUCUCGUGGUUAAUUUCAACAUGGCCACCUCUAUCGAGAGCUACACGCAUCGCAUUGGUAGAACCGGUCGUGCCGGGAAGAGCGGCGUUGCCAUUACAUUUUUGGGCAAUGAGGAUACGGAUGUUAUGUACGAUCUCAAGCAAAUGCUCAUGAAAUCGCCUAUUUCCCGAGUCCCCGACGAACUCCGCAAACACGAGGCAGCUCAGUCUAAGCCUACUCGGGGGAUGGGAAAGAAAAUCGAGGAGAGUUCCGGCUUCGGGGGAAAGGGAGGAUGGGCUUGAUUCGUGUUCUGCUCUCGUCCUCUUUCUCCUUUGCCCUUUGCUGGUGCGUUCUUGGAGUUUGCUUUCAAUGGACUGCAUUCUGUGUAUGGAGUAUGGUUUUUCAGGUUCUUACUUCGGUGUCGACUGAAAUGUAUAAUAUAAUAGCACAUGAAGCCAAGACAACAAUGGGAAUUUGCGCGUAUGUACGAGUUCGCAAUCUCGCUGGAUUUAUGCACGAAUAGGACUAUAUACAUUUGGUUGAACAGGAAUAAUGCGAAAAGAUAUGCUUCAACUCUGUUUCCAUUCAACCUCGUCUUUUUUUGUUUUCAACCUCGUGAACUCCGUUUCCAAUGCCACUGCCAUUCACUGUCAAUGCAACGCUUAGUUUUUAACAGACCGACCCUGAACGUAUACAGAAGCAAUGUUCCUGUCAUCUCCAGUCAUGAGAAACUUCUCAAAGAUAUCGGCGAUAGUAUCCACGUCUUCAACGAGCGUGCUCACCCGAUCCCCCUCCGCGGUGGUGAUCUUUAGCGCAUCGAACUCCUUGCCAACAGCAAAGGUUCCCACCUUGUCGCUCAGAUUGCAGACCUUGGCACCGCCCAGCGUGGCCAUAUAGAAGGCCUCGUUCAAGCUCACGACGGCAUUCCGGUCCCCUGUCAUCACAGCUCUCCCAUUACUAGUGAUGACGGCCUGCCUGAUCGCGUCGAGGAUACUGCUGCUGAAGCCACCUCCAUUGUCGGUGCCCAGACCGACCUUGAUGCCCAUGUCGAUGUAGCGUCGGAUAGGCGCAGCGCCCCAUUCACCCCCCGUGGUGUUGCUGACGGGGCAAUGUGCCACGCCGACGUCGCACUCCUUCAAUCUGCCGAUCUCAUAGUCGUUGGGGUAGAUGCAGUGCGCCAUGAUGGUGCGGUCGUUGAAGAGACCGAAAUACUCAUACAGAUCUGCCUCGUUGCUGAACUGCGGGAACAGCUGACGGGUGAUUUCGACUUCUUGUCUGGCCUCGUCGAAAUGCGUCUGGAUCAUCAUCUUCGGCUCGCGCUUGGCGAUCUUGCCUAGUCCGUCCAGCAACUCCUCGUCGCAGCAGAUGGCGAACCGGGGCGUCAGGAUAGGCUGCACGAGUCGGCAUUCAGGGUCGAGUUCCUUCAUGUACGCGAGGAAAUCCUCCGUGGUCUCGAGCGACUCCUUGGAGCUCUCGUCGACGUAGAAAUCCGGCGCGGAGCGUGCCAUGUUGCAUUUACCCACGAGCGCUCGUUGCCCCUUUUCCAGACACGUCUUGGCGAGGAUCUUGGUUGCCUCUCCGUGCAGACUGCCAUAGUACGACGCCGUGGUGACACCCUGCUUCAGGAAGCCGUCGACGCACUUGGCGUACGUCUCGCGGGCGUAUUCGGGGUCCUUGAACCUCGCCUCGUGCGGGAAGGUAACUGUGUUCAACCAGUCCAUGAUCAGGAGACCACGGCCCAUGCCCCGCUGCGUCCAUUGCGGGGCGUGGUUAUGCGUGUCCAGGAACCCGGGGAUGAGGAACUCGCCGUGCUUGAGGACGGUGACGGGUGCGGAUCUCAGGUCUGGUUCGGAGGAGAGGGUCGAGAUGUGCUUUUGGACGUCUUCCACGGGGAUGUUUCGUUCCAGGAAGACUAUCUUCCCCGUGGCAGACACCACAAGCAGGCCAUUCUC